Ricinus communis (castor bean) is the source of this 3233-nucleotide messenger RNA. Its product is annotated as pentatricopeptide repeat-containing protein At1g62260, mitochondrial. The coding region runs from base 367 to 2355 and encodes 662 amino acids. Gene Ontology annotation, molecular function: protein binding; RNA binding. Lineage: Eukaryota; Viridiplantae; Streptophyta; Magnoliopsida; Malpighiales; Euphorbiaceae. The record is from RefSeq and is a predicted model, not a curated record. Gene Ontology annotation, biological process: RNA modification. The transcript has 2 exons.
AAAUAACCAAAAAUAAAUGAAGAAAAACUAGAAAUAAUAGAAAACAGUCACUGUAAGUUCAAAAAACGUUUCUUUUAAAAAAAAAUAUUUACACCGUAAAAGUAAUCUUUUUCUUUUUGAUUUUAACAUAUUUUUGAAAAAUUCUCUUUUAUUUAGUAACUAAAAAACAACCAAGUGGACCCGUUGCAGUCGCUGUAAAAGAAUGCUUAAGUUGAUGAGUUAUGCCGAGCGAGUGUGUUGAGUUGAGCAUGCAACCCAAGGUGAAACCUAGACAAAAAACUAAUGCAGAAGCCAGUUAAGACUAGAGAAUGCAAACACCACCGAACUCCUCCUCUGAUAUGCUUUUAAAUAUUACUUCUUCUUAUAAUGAUGCAGAGAUUGAACAUCGCCCUUAAAAUAACAUGGCAAAGGAAGUUUCAAAUUACACGACAACUUUACUUCACUGUAAAAUCUCGCAGUUUUGCCAUGCCCCCAAGAGCAAAGACUUCUGUUGAAGACUCAAACUUAUAUUCCUCAAACAAAAAGAUCUCACAUUUCACGCGAACAGGUCGGAUUAAUGAAGCAAGAGCAUUGUUUGAUAAAUUGGAGCGGAGGAACACUGUGACAUGGAAUUCAAUGAUUAGUGGGUACGUGAAACGAGGAGAGAUGACCAAAGCAAGAAAACUGUUUGAUGAAAUGCCUGAGAGAGAUGUUGUCUCAUGGAAUUUGAUUAUUUCUGGGUAUGUUUCCUGUCGUGGGAAGAGGUUUAUUGAGGAAGGAAGGAACUUGUUUGAUAAAAUGCCUGAGAGGUGUUGUGUCUCUUGGAACACGAUGAUUAGUGGUUAUGCAAAGAAUGGGAGGAUGGACGAGGCAUUGGGGCUUUUUAAUACUAUGCCUGAGAAGAAUUCUGUCUCGUGGAAUGCUAUGGUUUCUGGGUUUUUGCAGAAUGGUGAUGUGGUGCGUGCAAUUGAGUUUUUUAAGAGAAUGCCUGAAAGGGAUGUGACGUCACUGAGUGCACUUGUGUCUGGUCUUAUUCAGAAUUCAGAAUUGGAUCAAGCUGAAAGAAUUUUGCUUGAUUAUGGAAAUAAUGGUGGAUCAAAAGAAUAUUUAGUUCAUGCUUAUAAUACUUUGAUUGCUGGGUAUGGUCAGAGAGGAAGGGUUGAUGAAGCUCAAAAUCUUUUUGAUAAGAUUCCAUUUUAUAAUGACCAGGGAAAAGGAAGAACUGGGAGGUUUGAGAGAAAUGUGGUAUCAUGGAAUACUAUGAUUAUGUGCUAUGUGAAGGCAGGAGAUGUUAUCUCUGCUAGGAAACUCUUUGACCAAAUGCCUGAUCGGGAUUCCUUUUCUUGGAAUACUAUGAUUAGCGGGUAUGUUCAUGUGUUAGAUAUGGAGGAGGCCUCCAACCUCUUCCAUAAAAUGCCAAGCCCGGAUACCCUUUCAUGGAAUUUGAUGAUCUCAGGAUAUGCUCAGAGUGGUAGUCUGGAACUUGCUCAUGAUUUCUUUGAGAGGAUGCCGCAAAAGAACUUGGUCUCAUGGAAUUCCGUGAUUGCUGGGUAUGAGAAGAACGGUGAUUAUAUAGGAGCAAUUAACCUCUUCAUUCAGAUGCAAGUUGAAGGAGAGAAAUCUGAUCGACACACUUUAUCUUCACUUCUCAGCGUAUCUUCUGGAAUUGUGGAUUUGCAACUCGGUAUGCAGAUUCAUCAGUUGGUCUCAAAGACAGUUAUUCCAGAUGUGCCACUAAACAAUGCCCUGAUUACCAUGUAUUCAAGAUGUGGGGCAAUAUUUGAGGCACGGACCAUUUUUUAUGAGAUGAAGCUGCAGAAAGAAGUAAUCUCUUGGAAUGCAAUGAUUGGAGGAUAUGCAUCUCAUGGUUAUGCUACAGAGGCUUUAGAACUUUUCAAAUUGAUGAGAAGUUUCAAAGUGCAGCCUACAUAUAUAACCUUUAUAUCAGUUUUAAAUGCCUGUGCUCAUGCUGGACUAGUUGAAGAAGGUCGGAGGAUAUUUGAAUCCAUGGUAAGUGAUUAUGGUGUUGAGCCAAGGGUUGAACACUUUGCCUCCCUUGUGGACAUUGUGGGUCGGCAGGGACAGCUUGAGGAGGCCCUGGAUCUAAUCAAUAGCAUGACAAUUGAGCCAGAUAAGGCUGUCUGGGGUGCAUUACUGGGUGCUAGCAGGGUUCAUAACAAUGUAGAGAUGGCCAGAGUUGCUGCUGAAGCAUUGAUGAAACUUGAACCAGAUAGCUCAGUUCCAUACAUCUUGUUAUACAACAUGUAUGUUGAUGUUGGGCAAUGGGACAAUGCAGCAGAAAUAAGAUCAAUGAUGGAGAGGAAUAAUAUCAAGAAAGAAGCAGCAAUCAGUUGGGUAGAUUCCUCCCAGUGGUGAUCAUUGAAAUAGAUGAGCUGUCUACUGAAGGUUACAUUGGUUGGUUGCGUAAUUUUUAUUAGCAACAGUAAGAGAACUCCACUUUGAUUGCACCUCUCUGAAGAUGGAGAUAAGGAACCAACACUAGAAAAUUAUGGAGGGGUAAUGCUAUCUGCUCUUGAUGCUGCUGCAUCAGGGAAUGAUGGCAGUUAAAUUCAUAAUAUAAGAGGGGUUGUUUACUUUGCGUGAUAAUCUUUACGAGUGGAUGGAUAAAUUAAGAGAAACUGGCUGUUUCAAGUUGGCUUAUCUAGUCUUUUAAGUGACUUGGUGUGCUUUCAUGGAGCCAGAUGCGAAUUCUCUAAGGAGUAAGGGCACUGGAAUUGUCAGACUGUGAAGGGGGGUUGCUUGUUCGGGCCCAUAUAUAACUUAUAUGGCGAGUGUCAGGAUGUGGUCGGAUGAUUAUGUCGACAAAAGAGCUCACCAAGCUCAUUCUUGUUAUGAAAGCAGAUGAGCAAGUCAACUCAUUAUCAUACCACAGUAUUCUCCAGGAUUGGAAUUGAGAAUGAUUUGAGGCAUAGACUUUGAAGGGCAUUGAGAAUGCUACUCUCCCUUCAAAAAUUAAACAGCUGAAAUGGAAGGCUAGGGACUGGAUAUACUGUGUAGCUUCACCACAGGAUCUGAUGUUGCACGGAGACUAGCUCAGAGUAGAAUAAACAGUGUAAAGAACUUUUUAAAGUAUAGAGCAUAUACAAAACAUGCAGGCAAGCAGAGCAAACUGCAGCUUCAGCAACCAGUAAUGCUUGAACCUUGUAAAGCUUUCCUCAGGUUCAUAACUUGCCAUUGCAUGGAAGCCUUGUAAAGCUUUGCUUGCAUCAAAAUGAUACAUUUUACACUGGUCA